Molecule: messenger RNA, 4401 nt
Organism: Apodemus sylvaticus (European woodmouse)
Lineage: Eukaryota; Metazoa; Chordata; Mammalia; Rodentia; Muridae
Gene: Proser2
Product: proline and serine rich 2
Exons: 4
Coding region: 432-1847 (471 amino acids)
Source: RefSeq, a predicted model, not a curated record
GUCUGGGUCUCGGAAAUUGGGGAAGUCCUUUGCGCACAGCUGGGGCUCUGUCGUCGCCGAGGUCAGUGCCACCGGAUGGCCUCCAUCCCGGGGCUCCGGGGGUUACGACGCGUGGCUUUUCUCCUCGGGGUUUUCCCGAGAGCGAACGCUCAGUGGCUCGUGGCGUGUUGUCUGAGUUGAGUCCAGGACUCUCAGGCUUUGGUCCCUUACCUUUCCUGAAGCCAACUGCACGAGGGGACCGUGUCCCAAGCGGGGCUGAAACCCGGAGAUGGCCAGAGCCACCUGUUAAACCGGGAUCCUGCGCGAAUCUUUCCGCAGGUUUUCCGUGCCUGCACCGGUUCCCCGCAGAAGACCUCCUUCCCUGCCUCAGAAUGGGACCCUGGCUUCUACCCUGUUUCCUGUGAGCUAGCUAGUGCCAGCUUUGUGUGGGGAUGCCUGGGAACCAGCAGAAACCGGAGUCUCUGGAGAUGGACUCCGACAUGUCGCCCAGCUGCGGGCUCAGUGACGUGAGCAGAGGUGGCAGUCUGGAGAGCCGGUGCAGCAGUUCUCGGUCCAGAAGCUUCACCAUGGAUGACGAGAGCCUGAAGCACCUCACGCACGAGGAGAAGGAUGUCAUCCUGUUCUUUGAAGAGACUCUCGAUGCCCUGGAAUACGACGACGACCUGGACGAGCCGGCCCUGUGUGACAGUGGCAUUCACUGCCACUCUCCACAGUCUGUGGAAGAGAGCCCUUCCAGCCACUCUGAGCCCGAAGAUGUCAUCGAUUUAGUACAACCAGCACCUGCGACCAGGGACACGGAGAGCCUUCCAGAUGUUCCUCAAGUCGCAGAGGCCCAAUCUGUUGCAAAACAGGACUUUCUUGAAGAUAGGAAACCAGCUGCUGAGAAUUCCCUUCCACCACUAGACUCCAGGGGUCCUGAGGCGUUUCCUCUGCAGCCUUCCCUGCCUGUCUCUGCUCCAUCUGCCCCAAAAAAGGAGCUGAUGCCCCCCUCUCCUCCAGCAGAGCAUCCCAAACUGCCCCGUUCCGUGCCCACUCCUCUGGUGAUUGCUCAGAAAAUUUCCGAGAAGUUGGUGGGAAAUGAAGCUCUGUCUCCCGUAUCUCCCUCAAAAGAAGGCAGGCCUGGGGAAUGGAGGACACCGACUUCUCUAGCCUCUCGAAACGGGGACCAUGUUGGCGUGUGGCACCGACACAUGGCCCAGCCGGCACCCAAGGUCCAUCGCUUCCCCAGCAACAUAAGCGUGACCAACAGCGCAGGCAAGGACUUCAACAAGACCAUCUCCAAAGCGGCUGUCAAUGUUCAGGAGCGCAAGGCCCAGGUCCUGGCCAACAUCAACGGCAUGUCCUUCAUCGCUGCGGGCGACACAUCAUCCGAAGAGCGGUGGCAGAAGGCGGAGGAGCAGAGGAGUAGCUCUGCGGAUGGGGCACGCACCCUGGGCAGAGCGGGCAUGGCCGGCGAGCCUGGGACGCUGCGUGCUGGAGUCCCGGCCAGGGCGCAGCAGUCCCGGGCUGUGCAGACGGAGCAGCCUCCGGCGCUGGCCAACGGCUUCCAAAGCGUGCACGAGGCCCUGCGCAGCGAGCCCAGCUCCUUUGUCCCCACCAGCAAGACCAUCACCUUCCGGCCAGACCCCGCAGCGACAGGCAAGCUGGCGCGCCAGAACGCCAGCCGCAGCCUAUACGAACCGCGCACAGAGGGCAGCCAGGAUGCCCGCAAGCGCACAGGCUCGCUCCCCCGGGCCGUGGGCUUCCGGCCGCAGGGCAUCACAGUGCAAUUCUCCGGCCGGGGCUCCACCGAGGAAGCCAGGCGCGAGGCUCUGCGCAAACUCGGGCUACUGAAGGAGAACUUGUGAGAGCCAUGGGUGGGAUGUGUUUGUCCGCACUGGGGUGUCCCGUUCUGUAAGCACAGCAGUUGGGUGGCACGAAGUGCUGCAUUUCAGGAAAGAAGCUUCUGCCUCAAUCCCAGUGCGGUGUGGAGCCAAGAGGCCAGCAGGGCAAGGACAUCUCUACCACCCUCUCCACGCCAUUUCCUUUUCCGGAGUCCCGUAAUAACAUUAGGACCUAUGGGCGUCCAUGACUGCAGAUGGCCCAUGACUUACAUUUGGGAGGACCUCCUUGGCUUGACUUGGUCCAGACGCUCUUUUAUCCCAUGGGCAGGACUUGAAAGCCAUGUGGCGCUCUGAUCCUCAGGAUUCCCUCUCCUCUUCGAAAAUAAAGACAAAAGAAAUGCUUGUUAAAUUUUUGUAUAGUAUCAAUAUACACUUUGAGGUCUAGUUGCGUGUUUGUUUUUGAAGGGUGGAAGAUGGCGCCUUACCGAUCAGGGUUUGCUUCUUGACAUAAUUUUGUUUGCCCCAUUUUCUUAACUGAAAAUCUAAAUGAACCCGUUAGGGUUUGAUUUACUGUAAUUUUGGAUUGUGAGAGUUAAAAAUGAGGUCGAGUUUGGGAAAGGUGGUAAUUUUGAGAAAUUUGAGUCUCAUUUGACUCCCUAAAAUCCAGUCCUGAGAUGUGUGUAUGAGCCUGCCGUGUAUAGACACAGACCUAUGCUAACGUCCGCGUGAGCUUGAGGAGUGUGCACAUUCGUUAUUACUUAAGUAUCGACUUCUGAAGCCACCACUAUCUAACUACAGGAUACGAGCGCUUCCUUUUCUCUAACAGACACCUCAGCUUUGUGAUGAGACACUCAGAAUUCUUCCUAUUAUGGAAGUCAGCUAAGGAUACAUGAGCCCCGAGGACUUUUUCCGUCUCAGUGUGCUCUGUUCCCAAUUAAAGCAAUAUUUCCUGAUUUCAGAUAAGUAAGAUAGUUCCUGGUUUUACUUAACAUUUGUUAGAAUUUAAAGAAAAAUUGAAAUCUUUGUCACCUCACUAGUUGUGUAUGACAAGGUAGCUAGAAAAGGAAAGAAAAUGAUCUGAUUGGCUGUGUUCCAUGAGCAGUGUCCGGGUUGAUUCGAAGGAAAACACUAGACUCAGUUAUGUAGCACAAAGUUUUCUCCCAGAUUUUGUCUGUACCGAGGUGUGGUCACAGUGUUAUUAUCAAAACCAUUUAAGGCUGGAGUCUCAAACUUCUAAAAUUAGCUGGGGAAGGGCUGGUCUGAGAGCCACACCCUUCUGCCUGUGGGUCCCGGAAGCAGCCAAUCGCUUUGCCUGGAGACUUUUGCCAUCAAGUAUUCCUGAGACUCCGACUUCUAAAAGAGCUAUUGAAGGGCACAUUUCACAGUGCCCCACAGCUUGUAAGUUACACAAAGUGAUUGAUUAGGACACAUUCAUGGUACCCCACUUAGCUUGUAAGUUACACACGGCGAAUGACUAGGUUUUCUUUCUUUGGAACCAAGGUCUAACAACUCGCUGAGCUCUUGUCCUCCCAAAGUCAUCUCGAACAUCUUAAAAUCUUAAUUUAGGAGGGGCUUUAGGCUUUUUCAAGUAUGUUUAAUUAAUUUGGUUCUUACUUAUGAUGGAUUUGCUGAGAGGAGCCAGGAGAUGCCACACACAGUGUUUAAUAACUGAAGGUCUCGAUACAGCUGUUAUACAUUCUUUAUAGACGAUUGUUUCUUUUCAUCUUUUUCUAAGAUCUUAUUGUGAGUAGAAUGAGUUUGACUGUAUAUUAAUAUAUUCUCAUAAUUACUUUUGAAAAACAAAAUUCUAUCUUAUCUAUAAGCUACUGUAUUACUAUAUACAUGAUAUUAGUUCCUCUUAAAGGGUUAUAUCUUUUUCUAUUAUUUAUUCGUAUUUUCUCUCUAUUUAAUCUAUAAUGAUAUUACUGUUAUUUAGUUGUUACUUAUGCCCAAACUCCUAAUUAAAGUCCCCUUGAUGUGACUGAUAAGAAUGUGUCUUGUCUACUGAAAAGCAGUAGUUUCCAUGCUGUGGCUAUCUGAGAUGACAUUCUUAAAUGAUAUCCAGUUCCCAGUACUGACAGACCGUAUUUCUUUUUUGUUUUUAAAAAAGAUUUAUUUAUUAUAUCUGAGUACACUGUCACUGUCUUCAGACAUCCCAGAAGAAGGCAUCAGAUCUCAUUGUGGGUGGUUGUGAGCCACCAUGUGGUUGCUGGGAUUUGAACUCAGGACCUCUGGAAGAGCAGUCAUUGCUUUUAACCACUGAGCCAUCUCUCCAGCCCAGUUGUACUUCAAAGCAAGAUUGGAAUGAAAAGGAAAGGUGGAGCCUGAGGGUCUCAGUGUCUCUUCAGGUGACAUUUAUAAACAGCUCUUCAUUCUUAGGAAACUCUAUCAUACUAUGUAAAAGUCAGAAAAGCAGCCGGAGCAGUGGUAACGCACGCCUGUAAUCCCAGCACUCUGGGAGGAAGAGGCAGGUGGAUUUCUGAGUUCAAGGCCAGCCUGGUCUACAGAGUGAGUUCCAGGACAGCCAGGGCUACACAGAGAAACCCUGUCUCGAAAAACCAAAUCCAAAAAAAAAAAA